AUGUCAGAAAAUAAUACAACAGUUCAAGGCCAGCUAGAUGAGGCACGUAAGGCUCUUAAAAAUGGGAAUUUUAACAAGGCCGAAAACAUAUUAUGGGUUAUCGUCAACAGUAAUGCAAAAGCGUUAGGACUGGAAUCUGUCUCAAAGCAUGAACAGCUUGUGGAGUGUCAGAAGAAUUCGAUCAUGGAAUUGGGUCAGCUUUAUCAUGAUCAAAAGAAUACGGAAAAGCUUCUUAAGUUGAUCUCUUCUGCUAGGGAUAUCAUGAAAAACGCAUUUGCCAAAUCUAAAACCACUAGAGUUAUUAAAGAUUUAAUUGAUUUUGUUGAUGAUUUGGGGACUGAUAAUGCUACUGAUUUAACCAUUCAGGUUACAAAGGAGUCAAUUGAAUGGGCCAUUGAACAGAAAAGAACCUUUCUCCGGCAAUCGUUGCAGGUCCGACUUUCCGGACUAUAUUACAAGAAAAAAAGUCACCAAAAUGCGUUGACCCUUAUAAAUAAGCUUGUUAAAGAAUUUAGAAAGUUGGAUGAUAAGAGCUCGCUUGUCGAAGUUCAGUUAUUGGAGGCGAAGACAUAUUUCCAGUUGAAGAACUUUGCUAAAGCAAGAGCUUCAUUGACAUCGGCAAGAACGUCGGCUAAUGCCAUUUAUUGUCCAAGUAAUAUCCAGGCAGAGCUGGAUUUUAUGAGUGGUAUUUUACAUGCGGAAGACAAGGAUUUCAAGACUGCUUAUUCAUAUUUCUACGAAUCUUUUGAGAAUUAUCAAAUCCAUGAGUCUUCGGAGAAGAAUGACGCACUUUUAAUAAGAGUUUUAAAAUGUAUGCUUCUUUGCAAAAUAAUGUUGGGAUCGAUCGAUGAAGUUAAUAAGAUUUUGAAGAACAAAAAUUGCACGGAAUAUGUUGGAAAUAAAGAAAUUGAUGCUAUGAAAGCAGUUUCCGUUGCACACUCACACAGAUCGUUGAAGGAGCUUGAAGAUUGUUUAAAGACUUACAACAAAGAGCUUACACAGGAUGUAAUUAUCAGAUCACAUUUAUCUGAUUUAUAUGACUCUUUGUUUGAGCAGAAUUUGCUUAAGUUGAUUGAACCUUAUUCAUGCAUCGAAAUUAGCCACAUUUGCUCCAUAAUUGGGUUGCCUAAAAACGUAAUUGAGUCCAAGUUGAGCAACAUGAUUUUGGAUAAGGUCUUUUACGGGGUAUUAGACCAGGGAAAUGGUUACUUGAUUGUCUAUGAUGAACCUAAGAAGGAUGAAACUUAUGAUCUAAGCUUAGAUAUUAUAGGGCAAAUGUCACACGUCAUCGAUCUCUUAUAUGAUAAGGCUUCUUCCCUUGACUGA
Molecule: messenger RNA, 1326 nt
Organism: Brettanomyces bruxellensis
Lineage: Eukaryota; Fungi; Ascomycota; Pichiomycetes; Pichiales; Pichiaceae
Exons: 1
Coding region: 1-1326 (441 amino acids)
Biological process (GO): ubiquitin-dependent protein catabolic process
Cellular component (GO): proteasome regulatory particle, lid subcomplex
Molecular function (GO): structural molecule activity; protein binding
Source: RefSeq, a predicted model, not a curated record